Molecule: messenger RNA, 1697 nt
Organism: Capsicum annuum
Lineage: Eukaryota; Viridiplantae; Streptophyta; Magnoliopsida; Solanales; Solanaceae
Product: protein ABA DEFICIENT 4, chloroplastic
Exons: 8
Coding region: 808-1602 (264 amino acids)
Source: RefSeq, a predicted model, not a curated record
AUAAUCCGGAGAAAGAAUAAAGGAUAAGCCUGUCAGAAGUUGGACCAAUGGAAAGAAAAUCUCAUGGUUCUGUAAAUCCAGCAUGUUUCCUUUCCUUAUAAUGGUCCACAUUUGUUUUAUUUAUGAUGGUUUAUUUCUCUGGUAAAAACACAGUCAUAUAAAUAUACAAUAUCAAAUCAAAUUAUCUAACCUUAAUUGAGAUGGUAAUUUACAUUAUAUUACUAUAUAGCAAUCAUUUAAUGACUAAAAUAUACUAUAUGUAGCCGUUAUGCAUGUGCGCCACCUUGUACAAUCCACAUACUUUCAAUUAAUUGAGUUUUGAAUAGUGAAAAAAGACAAAAGUGGUAGGACAACUUUCCAUCCAAUAGGGAGUUGUGUCUUUGUCUGUUUGGAUUCGGUGAAAUCUCAUUCACUUUUCAGUUUUCACUCUGUGAAAAAGUAGAUUUCAGUACUUGUCAUCAUGACCAAUUUAGACCCACUUUCUUUCUUUAUUCCAACACACACACUGUUUCUUCCAAAAAGAUAGUAGUAUUGUUCCUUGCUAAAAUUACACUUUCCCAUUACUGCCAUCCUCUUUAAUUUGUAUAUCUACACCGAAUGAGGAGGCUGUUAUGUUUUAAUUCUUGUUGUUUUUGUUCCUCCAAGUUAUUGUGCAAUUCUCAUACCAAUCAGCCAUGGCCUUAACUUCUACUUGCUUUUGUCUUUCCCAAUUCUCACUCAAGAUCUGAAUUGUCACAUUUGAGAGCAGUUAAAACGCUAGUGAAGAUUUCAAGUAGAUAGUGAAGGGGCAAAUUUAUAGUCUAAAAUAUGGGGCGCGUGAACCCGUGGUCUCUCCAUAAAACAAGGAGGAACCAGACUCCAUCCCCCACGCUUGAAAUAAUAGACCCUGACCUUUUAAGUUAUCGAGUUCGGAAACGAGGAAUCAAGCAUGGAAAUGAAUGGAGUUUCCUCGGAGGAUCAACAGUAAUGCGUCAGCCUAACCUCCAAAAUAUUUCACAAGGAAGAAGCUGCAGGGUGUCUGCUAUGUGUAAUCUUUUCUUCCCACUGCUUUGGUUGCCUAGUUCUCAAGUAGCUAGUAGUGUUUUUACGCUAGGAACAGCAGCCGUUCUUCCAUUUUACACCCUCAUGGUUGCAGCACCUAAAGCCGAACUUACAUAUCUCUCUCCCUUUUUCAUGCACAAAAGUAGAACUGAUGGGGGCAUGAUUUCAGUGGCAUUGAUUUAUCAUCUAAUUACCAGAAAAUUGAUGGAAAGUGCCAUACCAUAUGUUGUGCUCGGACUUCUGUACGCAUAUCUGUUGUACCUGUCUUGGACACCUGAUACAAUUCGGCUGAUGUUUGCUAGUAAAUACUGGCUUCCCGAGCUGUCUGGUAUAGCAAAGAUGUUCUCCAGUGAGAUGACAUUAGCAUCUGCUUGGAUUCACCUACUGGCUGUAGAUCUUUUUGCUGCAAGGCAGGUUUAUCACGAUGGUUUGCAAAAUGGAAUGGAAACGCGUCAUUCUGUGUCUCUCUGCUUGCUAUUUUGCCCCAUUGGAAUUGUUAUUCAUCUCCUCACUAAAGCUGUAGUAAGUAGUGCAGGAAAAACAGUGCCUAGAACUCAUUGACAAAGAAUUAACAAUUUUGAAUGUUUUUGGCUAAUGCAACUGUGAAGAAAGUAUAAUUUUCAUUCAACAACAAAAGCAUGCAAGUUGAAAACUGA